This is a messenger RNA of Pyricularia grisea, 417 nucleotides long. RefSeq lists its product as uncharacterized. The transcript has a single exon. The record is from RefSeq and is a predicted model, not a curated record. NCBI's taxonomy places the organism in Eukaryota, Fungi, Ascomycota, Sordariomycetes, Magnaporthales, Pyriculariaceae. Bases 1 to 417 code for a protein of 138 amino acids. Gene Ontology annotation, molecular function: protein binding.
AUGUAUCAGCUGGUAUUACAAUGCUUCGAAAAGGCAUGCGGCUCGGAUCACACUUCAACGCUUGAUACAAUCGGCAAUCUCGGAAACCUUUACGCAGAGCAGGGAAAGCAUGAAGAGGCGGAGGCCAUGUACCAACAGGCUUUACGAGGUUAUGAGAAGGCAUGGGGCCCGGAUCACAUGUCAACGCUCAACACAAUUGGCAGUUUUGGAAACCUUUACGCAGAGCAAGGAAAGUAUAGAGAGUCGGAGACCAUGUACCAGAGGGCAUUACAGGGCUAUAAAAAGGCAUGGGGUCCUAACCACCCGUUAACGCUUGAUACAGCUAACAGUAUCUGCCUUCUUUAUCUAGACCAGGGGAAAGAUAAAGAGGCGGAAGAAAUGUACCAACAGGCGUUACAAUGCUAUGAACAGGACUAG